This is a messenger RNA of Poecile atricapillus (Black-capped chickadee), 5870 nucleotides long. RefSeq lists its product as uncharacterized. The record is from RefSeq and is a predicted model, not a curated record. The coding region runs from base 198 to 2597 and encodes 799 amino acids. Gene Ontology annotation, cellular component: cytoplasm. The transcript has 22 exons. Lineage: Eukaryota; Metazoa; Chordata; Aves; Passeriformes; Paridae.
CUGCACUCUGCCUGUGGGUGAUCUCCAGUGAGAUGGAGACCCCUGGAAUCCUGUCCCAGCAGGAAUCAUUGGAUUCUGAUCAGCCAUGGCUGCCCUGGGGAGGAAGGCAGAGAGCAGCAAGGAGGAGAAGGCACUGCCUGCAGUGUGGAGGCACUGAUGGGAUAACUGGCAAGGGGGAGUCUGUCCUUAGACACUGAAUGGAGAAGAGACCCCCUGCCACCCCCAGGGAGGCCUGGGAGGAGGACAGCUCUUCCCAGGGGAGCAACUCUUCACAGCUCUUCUCUGUCUACGACACAACCACGAUGCAGCCACUGCAGCUUGAUGCCAGCUGGUUGCCGAUAUACGAAGAAUCAGAGGAAGCUGUGGAUUUCAUCGUGGCUUUUGUCAGCAACCUUGACAAGGACAUUCACAAGUUCACAUUUCUGAAGAGCACCUACGUCCUGUGCAAAACUGCCUUGAAACGUGGCUUGACUCAGGGCCUGGAUUUAUUCUGCCAAGCAUGUGAAGUGGUGGAGAAUAUCAAGGACCUCCUGGAAAAGGAGCCAAGGGACCGUCUGUCCUCACAGAUCCGGUAUCUUGCCAUGAUCACCAUCGAUGAGUUAUGCUUGGUGGAGAAUGUGCUGGAGGGCAAAACCAAAAGCCUCCUCUCUGCGUGUUUCUCGAGUGUCUUAUUGCUCCCCUCGGAAAGGGAAAUGCCACACCAGAGCGCUUCCCUCUUCACCAAGACCCUGAAAGCCAUGGACACAAUGCUGAGGACGGUGGUGCUCAGCUUUCCUGCCUCCAGUGUCUGCAAGGAGCUGCAGGACAUCUUCGAGAUGCUGCUGGACUUCACCAGAUCCGAGAGAGAAGUUGUGCGGGAGAGGGCUGUGGGGAGGAUUGGUGUCCUGACCAGUUUGCUGUCUGGCUAUUCCACUCUGAAGGCCUCUGUCAGCUUUGGAAGAGACAGUUUUGGACCUGUCUGCCCUGAAGACAUCUCAGUCCCACUCAUGGGAAGGCUGGUGGGACGUCUCAUUCUUUUCCGAUAUUCCGAGGAACAAAUAAGUUAUACAGCUUUCCACGCUCUUUUUUCCCUUGCUGAAUUCCUCUACAAGUCAAGGCCAAGGGAUGGGCCAGACCAAUUUGCUUGGGAAGCUGUGACCACCUCCUCACUGUGUUACCUGAGCAUCAGAGACUGUACCCAGGCCUUUGGGAAAUACCUCCACUCUAGAGAGAGGACAGAUGUCGUCCUGGAGGCCAUUCAGGCCAUGAGAGAUGCCAGCAUCCCUGAGAAGCAGGUGCCCAGCAGCAUGCUGGAUGUGGCCAUGGAAGACCCAAAAUUCUGGCUGACAGAUGUGCCCAAGAUAGUGAGCUGCAUUCUUGAAAACCUGCUGUGCAUCACCACAGAGUCAGGCUGUAGGAAAGUGGAGUCACUGUUUCUCCUGAUGACCAACGAGAACCGCUCGGCAGUGGUCAUCAGCCUGUGUGAGAUGGCUCUGCAAGGAGACAGCGCUGUGCAGGAGCUGUGUGACACUCUAUCCUCCAUGCCUGAGAUUUUGGACAAGGUCCUCACCGAGUUUGCUACCUUGCUCCGGAACCACUGGUGCAGCUCCUCCAGAGAAAGCACCUGGAACUCUCACAGGGCUCCAUCCUCGGGGCACAGUCACUUGGAGAAGCUGGGUAACAAGCCCAGCAUCUGGAGCGAUGAGGGCCAUCCCGAUGUGAAGACGGCCUUCCUGAUGCUGGAGAUCCUCACUGGGCUGUCAGAGAGAGCUGAGAUGGCAAAAAAAAUCGAAGCCUUUCUGCCAAGCAUGAUGAAGAUACUGGAAGCUGGCAGUAAAGAUGAGAAGCUGAAGAUCAUUGUGGUCUUCCACAAUCUCCUGCGUCAGCUGAAAAAGUCAAAGGCCAGCUCCAUCACUGUGGCACUGGUGGGGAAGAUCAUACCCCUCUUUGACUCGCAUGAGUGUGGCCGGCUGCGAGAGCUCUCCCUCUGGCUCCUCAGAGACCUGCUGAGGUCUGUGGUGAGAAGGGAUGAGAAGAAGAUGGGGAGGGAGAUGCAGAAUGCACUGAUCCCGCUCCUCUUCCGCUUGAACGACCAUCUCCCCAGCGUGGCCAAGGCUGCCAGGGAAGCCCUUUUUGCUGCUGCAGAGCUUCUCAAAUGGAAGCAGCUCAAGCACCUGCUGCAGAGAGAGCGGAUGUGGGAGCUUGGAGAAUGCUUGUUGAUGAGGAGGGGGAGCAGGGUUGAAGAGUACAUGAAGCAGAGCCUGCCCUACCUGCAGGACCCUCAGUCCUCCGUGCGCCUGGCGGCCGUCAGGUUCAUCAGGAUCGCCACGAGGCACGUGAGGAACCAGGACCUGGAGACUCAGUCUCAUAUCCUCACUGCCCUUCAGCCCCUGGAGAAAGACAGGGAUAUCUCAGUCAGUUCCCUGGCAGUCCACACGGGCCUGAUCCUGAGAGCUCCGAGGGUGCAGCGAAGAUCAUCGGUGAUUCUACAAACGCUGUGCUGCUGGUGCCGCAUUGCUGUUUUUUCAGGCCAACCACAAGCAGAACAGGAAGAAAUCUUCAAGAAGAGCCUUCCUAAGGCAAUCAUGGCUCCAAGAGCAGCCCACAAACACAUCUGAGAGUGGCUUUGGAGCAGAUGCUGGGCUGCCACAUGGAGCAGGCUGAUGGCUGAUGCCUUCCCAGGGAAGGAAUGUGCUUUGAGUACGCUGUUUACACAUGGUAGUAACAUUACCUACAAACCUCGCUUCCAUCUUCAAGCCAAGGAUCUCCUCCAGGAGAAGAGAAUUCUUAUGCCACAGGUCGAAAAGGUGUGAGAGGAAUGAGGGAUUUGUCUUUACAAACAAGCUGUGGGUCUGCUGAUAAAUAAAAUUAGCACCGAGAGAUAAAAGAAACAAUGGGGAGGAUUCCGCUGAUUGAUGAAUGGAAGAAAGAUAUUUGCCUUUACAAACAAACUGUAGGUUUGCUGAUAAAUGAAACUGGAUAUUGAAAGAUGAAAGAAACAAUGGGGAAGCACCAUAAAUUCCAUAAGAAUUAAAAAUGAAGAGGGAGGGUGAUACAUUAGAGGGGAAUCUCAGGUAUCAGGCACUCUGGGAAGUCUGUGCCUCUCAAGUGCCUCAGACAGUGGGGAAAGAGAGAGGGACAUGGCCGGGAAAUUGGGAUAAAAAGGAGGCUGCAUCCUCCAAAAACUGGAGAGACCCCAGGGGAAUGGCCCAUGGCCUCUCUGUUUAUUUAAAUAAAGUUACAGCACUCCUCUGUCUCCUUUUUGGACAUGAACCUCUGGUGUUUGUGGAUUCAUUUUCCUGACAGGUGCAAGGUACAAAGCCACUGGACAAGAUGCUGGCUGGAAUUUGGAUUGUAUGGACACAGGGAAGCUGCAGCUCAGGCUCCUCAGAGCCUGGUGUAACGCUCUGGACUGUGAAACAUCUCAUUUUGUUCCAGAAAAGAAGAAAUUAAUGAGAAAAUAGAAACAAUGUGGGUCCUGUUUUUCUCUGCUAGAUGGACGUACCUGCUUUGCUUAUCCUUUUCCUGUUGUCACCUCAUGAAAUCACGCAGCAAGGCAAAUCUGACAGGGGUCUCACACUUGGUGAGUAAAUUAUCCCUGUGGUUGGCUGGGGGUGAGGGUACCCAAAAGCUGCAGACAGCCACAGGCGCUCUGCUGGUCCUGAGGAAGUUCUGCUCCACACUGGUGCUAAUGAAACCUUUUGGUGCUAAUCUGGCCUCAGCAUUGUUUCCUGCCAGGAUGGGGAACACAGAGCCACAGGUUCUGAAGGCAUUGUAAGGCUGCAGAUGGUUCUAAUUCCCACAGAUUUUUCAAUAGGUGGGUUUAUUCUCUUGCCAGCCCCUGGGAAUAUUCAUGUCCUGACUCUCUGCCCAAGGCUGAGUGAACAAUAAAUGAUCUCUGAGAGGUGGCAGAGCACCAGGAACACAGGGAAGUGUGAUUGCUGGUCACAGCCCCAAGCUCAGCCUCUCCCUGUGUGACAGUGACACAUGGGCUCACACCCUGCCAGGACCCCUCUGGGGCUCUGGCACACUCAGGGAGGCUUUGAGCUGCUGAAGUUUUCUUGCUCUGCUGGAAUUACUGCUGGAAUUCAGGGGCAGAGAUGCCCAGAUUGGGGAUUGCUUUUAGAAGACAACCUCUCAGACUUAAAAAGCUUCAGUGCAUGAGCUGUUAGGGUUCUUAAUGAGUUUUUCUCUUAGAGCAGGAGCUUGUGCUUGGUUAUAAACAUAAUUUUAAAAUAAUAAACAAAAUACAGGAAGUAGAAGUUUUUGAAGGGUAUAUAAGUUCUGCAGCAGGAUGUUAAUUGUAGAUUAUUUUGGACUCUCUGAGAAUAAACAUCCACUGUAGAGCUUUUGUCUGCCCAGAGGUCAGCAAUAGAAGGAAAUGGAAGUUUAAGAAGUGUGAGCUAAAUGGCUGGAGGCUGAGGAGGCAAAUUGAAUACCCUAAACAUAUAUGAGAGAAAUCUGAAACUCAACUCUGGAUGGACAGCAGCGACUUCUCCCUCAGCUGUCCUGGGAGCUUCAUCCUGCACAAUCAACCUCUUCCCUUCAUUCCUCUUCUUGUCCAUGGGCUCAGACUCUGGAAGGUCACUGGGAGCAGAUCCUGCCCUGGAGCUUUGACUCCAGUUUCUCCUCCUGGGGCUUCAGUCGUUGAGGGGUCAAAGCUCCAGGCUUUUUACAGGAAAUCAGAUUAAUUCCCUAACAUAACAGAACAAAAGAGAGGCGUCUCCUGGAAAUUCAGGGAGCUGUGUUCUCAUGUGCAGUUUUAGAGAUCUUACCACAUCACGUCUUCCCACUAUUUUAUGAUGAUAUUUUCUCUCUGCUUUUACUAUUUGAACAUUAUUGGCAUCAACAAACUGUGUUGAUGCUGAAUUUAUGUCAUCUAUAUCUAUCUAUCUAUCUAUCUAUCUAUCUAUCUAUCUAUCUAUCUAUCUAUCUAUCUCUAUCUAUUUAUCUGUCUAUCUAAUCUAUCUAUCUCAUCUGUUCCAUGGAUUUGUUAUUUCAUUGCUUGAACAACAAUCAGCUUCCUCAGCAGGGACCAGAGCUCUCCCAGGUGAAGCUAUGUCCCUGAAAACAGGCAUUGAACAUUUUGGAGCUGAUGGGGCUUUUUGGCUGCUUGAUUUUCAUUUUUUUUUCCUCCUCCAGCCCUACAAUAAAUAUGGAAAUAUUUCAGCCAGAGAAAACAAUGAUAUUUCUCUGUUGCAAUGGCCAGUUUGAGCUGUUGCAGAACAGUUCUGUGGCCAUCUACAGUCACAUGUAAUAUGCAAGUAGGUGGUGGCUGAGACUGAGUGCUUUUCCUCCUGGGAGCUUUAAUUCUUUGCAACUGUGCUCCAGUUUGUGGUGCUCACCUCUGGACUGGUUCUCAGCAAUUGUGAAGGGAUGAUUUCCUGAUCACCUGAAGGCACUGCUUGGUGCCACUGUCCAUCCCUCCAGGUCUGCAUGAGCUUGGUUACCUCUGCAAAGGGCAGUAGGUCACAGACUGGUGAGAAAAUGUGGUAUUAUUCCUAUUAUUCCUGUGUGGAGUAGGGGAGUGUUUAGCAUAGAAAAGGAUGAGAAUGUCUUGUUAUUAAGUGAUUUCCUAGAUCUUUCCUUCCUUGGAGCACCUGUGUAAAAGCAGAUGUUUGGGAAUGUCUGCAGCAAGUCAGAGCUGUGCAAAUGGAAGGGAUGGUGUAAAGAAAACCUGAGGAGAACUGAGUGUGAUAUAAAACUGAUAUAAAAAGUCAUAACCUUUCUGGGAAUUAAUCUAAAGGAAUUGUGGGGUGUGAGGUCCUGAUGUGGCUCCCGACUGAAUGUCUCUUGCCAGUGUUUUUAUGCAGUUUUGUGUUACAAGUUUCAAUGAUUUGAAUUUGUACCAGCAUUGUGUUGAAAUAAAUGCACAUCAUGAAUUCAUAUGA